AUGCCUCUCCUCCACAUCCUCCUAACCACCUUCCUGGCUGCAUCCACCACCGCCCUCGCAGCAUCACCCAACACCACCACCAGUAGUACUACGACCACCUUCCCCAACACCCUCAACAUCACCACCCUCACCGCGCACAACAACCAGUCCGUCCUCGAAUGCUGGGCCCUCGACCCGGGCUACUCCACCUCCGCCCAAGCCGGCGUCUCCGGCACCGCCAUGCUCAAUCUCGGCCCCGUCACCAGCAACGCAACUAACCUCCUCAUCCCCGGUGAAUAUGAUGGCGGCCGCCAUAAUGCUCCCACAAUUCAAUGGGUCAUCUUCCUCUCCGGCAUCGCGCACAUCACAUUACCGAACUCGACGGACGAGGCGUGGAUAGUCGGGGGUAAGAACGGGGCGAUUUUGGCGCUGGAUACGGCGGAGGUUAGUGCCUUGGGGCAUUCUACUACUUAUCCGACGGAGGAGAGCACCGUGGUGUUGGAGGUCGCGUUGAAGGAGAUCCCCGGGCAUAGGGUUUUGCAUGGGGGGGCUUGUGGGGAGGAGGAAUUGUUGUAG
This is a messenger RNA of Aspergillus welwitschiae, 555 nucleotides long. RefSeq lists its product as uncharacterized. The transcript is spliced from 2 exons. The record is from RefSeq and is a predicted model, not a curated record. Bases 1 to 555 code for a protein of 184 amino acids. Lineage: Eukaryota; Fungi; Ascomycota; Eurotiomycetes; Eurotiales; Aspergillaceae.